AUGUCCUUGAACGACGCGUUAAUGGUAGGACCUACAAUUCAAGACACGUUGUUCUCGCAUUUAAUUCGAUUCCGCACAUAUAAUUAUGUCAUCACGACAGACAUCGAAAGGAUGUAUCGCCAGGUGUUAUUGCACGAGGAUGAUCGCCGUUAUCAGAGAUUCCUCCGGUGCGUGGAUGGUAGAGUUAAAACGUUUCAGCUUAACACGCUUACAUUCGGUGUUUCGCCUUAUUCCUUCCUCGCGAUUCGAGUUUUACAGAAACUUGCGGAGGACGAACGUCAUACGUAUCCUCGAUCGGCCGAGAUUCUUACCACACAUCUUUAUGUAGAUAAUUUGUUAUCCGGCGCUGAAACGAUUGUGGAGGCGCGGGCCGUCCGUAACGAAAUAAUCGUGUUACUGAAACGGGUGGUUUCUCCAGAAGGCAACGGGCAUCCAACGACGAGCGCGUUAUUAACGAUUUAG
Vollenhovia emeryi is the source of this 462-nucleotide messenger RNA. RefSeq lists its product as uncharacterized. The coding region runs from base 1 to 462 and encodes 153 amino acids. The transcript has a single exon. NCBI's taxonomy places the organism in Eukaryota, Metazoa, Arthropoda, Insecta, Hymenoptera, Formicidae. The record is from RefSeq and is a predicted model, not a curated record.